AUGCCCCAGACGCUGAGUGCCACAAGCAUGGUGACUCCCUGUGGCUUCAGCCCCCACCUUCAUCCAUCUGGGGAGCAAGGAGGACUGAUCUUCCAGGAUGGAAACCUGAGCUCAGCAUCACUUGAUGCUUUGAUCCAGCAUCUGAUCCCCACCACUGAUUACUACCCAGAAGAAGUGGUGGAGGGAGCAAAGCCCAUAGAACAGAAUGAAGUCGGGACUCAGAGCAGCCCUCGAGCCCUCAUUGGCAGAAUCACGGGUCUAGGGGCUUACUGGAAAAGGAUGAAUCAGCUUCUACAGGCACUGAAUCAGAAGCUUGCCACGCUUAGCCAUGGACAGGAAGGUCUAGUCAAAAUCAAUGCCACUGUCUCAGACAAGCUUGUCUCCUUCAAGACAAAGCCUCCCCCCUCAAUUCAACGAGAGAUUCUGAGCGUCUGCAGUGACCCUUACACCUUGGCCCAGCAGCUGACCCAUGUAGAACUGGAAAGGCUGAGUCACAUUGGACCAGAAGAAUUUGUCCAGGCUUUUGUGCAUAAAGAUUCUCUGGACAGCACGAAGCCUUGUUUCAGUGAACAGAACAAGACAAAUAACCUCGAGGCUUAUGUGAAAUGGUUCAACCGUCUGUGUUACCUUGUGGCGACUGAAAUCUGCAUGCCAGCCAAAAAGAAGCAAAGAGCACAGGUGAUUGAGUUCUUCAUAGAUGUGGCUCGGGAAUGCUUCAACAUUGGGAAUUUCAAUUCGCUGAUGGCAAUCAUCUCGGGCAUGAACAUGAGCCCUGUCUCCAGGCUAAAGAAGACAUGGUCCAAAGUGAAAACAGCCAAGUUUUUCAUCCUCGAGCACCAGAUGGAUCCCACAGGCAAUUUCUAUAACUACCGGACAGCGCUGAGAGGGGCAGCCCACCGAUCUCUCACUGCCCACAGCAACAGGGAAAAGAUAGUCAUUCCUUUCUUCAGCCUGCUGAUCAAAGACAUAUACUUUUUGAAUGAAGGAUGUGCCAACCGCCUUCCAAAUGGACAUGUCAACUUUGAAAAAUUUCUGGAGCUGGCUAAACAAGUUGGGGAGUUUAUAACAUGGAAACAAGUAGAAUGCCCAUUUGAACAAGAUCCCAACAUUACCCACUACUUACACACUGCUCCCAUCUUCACUGAGGAUGGCCUUUAUCUGGCUUCUUAUGAAAGUGAAAGCCCAGAGAACCAAGUAGAAAAAGAGAGGUGGAAGUCUUUAAGGGAUCACCAGCCUACUUGGGUAACGAGUGCAUUGCAGUCGAACAAACCAACUACCAAGACAAAGGGCCUGGGGAGCCUUGACAUCACAAAUUCAACAUGA
Messenger RNA from Gracilinanus agilis (Agile Gracile Mouse Opossum), 1323 nucleotides. It is a transcript of the gene RASGEF1C, whose product is annotated as RasGEF domain family member 1C. Gene Ontology annotation, cellular component: plasma membrane. Gene Ontology annotation, molecular function: guanyl-nucleotide exchange factor activity. The transcript has 12 exons. NCBI's taxonomy places the organism in Eukaryota, Metazoa, Chordata, Mammalia, Didelphimorphia, Didelphidae. The record is from RefSeq and is a predicted model, not a curated record. Bases 1 to 1323 code for a protein of 440 amino acids. Gene Ontology annotation, biological process: Ras protein signal transduction; positive regulation of GTPase activity.